This is a messenger RNA of Archocentrus centrarchus (flier cichlid), 546 nucleotides long. Its product is annotated as gamma-crystallin S-like. The coding region runs from base 1 to 546 and encodes 181 amino acids. Lineage: Eukaryota; Metazoa; Chordata; Actinopteri; Cichliformes; Cichlidae. The record is from RefSeq and is a predicted model, not a curated record. Gene Ontology annotation, biological process: lens development in camera-type eye; visual perception. The transcript has 3 exons. Gene Ontology annotation, molecular function: structural constituent of eye lens.
AUGGCAUCACACAUCAGCAUUUCAAACAAUAUCAUCUUCUACGAGGACAAGAACUUCCAGGGUCGCAGGUAUGAAUGUGACAGCGACUGCACCGACUUCCACUCCUAUCUGAGUUGCUGCAACUCAGCCCGUGUGGAGAGCGGGACGUGGGUGAUCUAUGAGAGACCAAACUACUUGGGUUAUCAGUACGUCCUGAAGAGAGGAGAGUACCCCAACUACCACAGCUGGAAUGGCUUCAAUGACAGAGUCAGCUCUUGCAAGAUGAUUCACUUUGCCACUGGAGAUCCUUACAAGAUCCAGCUCUACGGUAAAGCUGAUUUCGCCGGUCAGGUGUUCGAAGUGAGCGAGGACUGUGCCUCUGUGCUGGAGAAGUUUCACUGGAGAGAGGUGCACUCCUGCAGGGUCCUGGGAGGCUGGUGGGUCUUCUAUGAGCACCCCAACUACAAGGGCCGCCAGUACCUGCUGGAGAAAGGCGACUACCGCAGGCCUGUGGACUGGGGCGCAGUCUGCCCCACCGUGCAGUCAUUCAGACGGCUAACUGAGUAA